CCACGAACUAUUAUCAAUAAGCAAGCAAAAAUGCGCACUGCUGAUAUCCAAAACUGGCGGCAAGAGAUAGAAACAACAGGGCCUGAGUAUUGCGACACGUUUUACGAUUUUUCUUGCCCCAGAGAUUAUCAAUUUCCUCAGUCCCUUCCGUUAUCGCCACCAGAUUCCCAAAGCGAGACCAGGAAACGACUCAUGGAUGAUGGCUCGGAGCCAGCGGCUAAGAGACGCAGGGGGCAAGAAGAUACUGAUAGGACACCAAGAGCCCCUCGAAGUCAGCGAACGAGGGGAUUUCCAACAACAUCAGAUGCCCCAGGCUUUGCGCGAGAUGCUCAAGCCCACUCGGUGACAGCAUCGCAAUCAACGCAAUCACAAGCAUCUGGUCGCUCGUCACCUUCGAAGCAACUCGCAUCACUUGAGAUCAGUCCCAGCGGGUUCGAGCCGCGCGAGUUCACCGUGGACGAUGUUGAUUUGCCACGGCAACUUUGCGACAUACUCGAUGGGCUACAGGAUAUUAAGAAUAGCGCAUUCGGGAUUAUCUCACGCGAUUUCGAGGAGGAAAUCACCAAACUUGCCAAAACCGAUCGUCAAUUUUCUCGGGUCCGAAGCCACAUGUUUGCGGACUUAAGCGUUCGCGAUAAAUUCGGCCCUACACCUUCUCCCGAGGACGCGCGGAGCUUGGCUACGGCAGCAGCCGAUUGCCACGUUACAGUGCAAAACGAAGCUGGAUGGAACAUGAUGGUACACUAUCCUCUCUUGUCCCUGGCCGUUUAUGGCUCCCAGCGUCAAAAACAGCUCGUUGGAGUCGCGCCUUGCACAACUGCCAAGAUCAUCCAGGAGUAUCUACAAUCGCCAACACAAGCCAAGAUGAUUGACUUUUGCAUCUAUCUCGAUCCAAAGGAUAACGCAUCACAAGUCGAAGAGGCGCGGAGGAUUUUACCAUGCGGCUAUGUCAAUCACACUGACUUUUAUUCGUUGCGCAAUCGUCCCAUCGCUCUGAGCAUUGAGACCAAGGGCGCGAGUAGUACGCCAGCAGGGUCUGCUGAGUUGCAGAUAGGGACAUGGCACUCAGCGCAGUGGCGGUUUCUGGAAGACCUGGUUUCACGCAAUGCUGGUUCUAUGGAUGGGCUGCCGUUUUUACCUGCUAUCAUCGUCCAGGGACAUCAGUGGAGUUUUGCUGCCACGACAAGAGAGGGGCAGAAGACGGUCUUGUGGCUACCAUUCCAGUUUGGUUCGACAGAUGAUGUGAUAGGUGUUUAUAAGACUGUCUUGGGACUUCAGCAACUAUGUCGCUGGGUUGAUGGUGUCUUCUGGCCAUGGUAUAAGAGAAACGCGCUGAGUAUAUCAGAGGAUAGGGAUUAUACAUCAUAGUUGUGCUUCAACCAUUAGUGGGUAGCAUGGAGUUUUGUGAAUUCCUUUAUGUAUUUCUGUAUUUUCUACAAGAUACCCAAGUAGCGUAUGCAGAUAUUGAUAAACCAGCCAGUCUAGAAACAGCUAGAGAGAAGAACCGUGCUACCUGGAACUCGUUGUUCGUGGUGUGACACGGGACACUGGGAUGAUAAACGGGACGCGUUUUGAGUUGCAGCUAAACGUCGAUA
Molecule: messenger RNA, 1595 nt
Organism: Fusarium verticillioides 7600
Lineage: Eukaryota; Fungi; Ascomycota; Sordariomycetes; Hypocreales; Nectriaceae
Exons: 1
Coding region: 31-1368 (445 amino acids)
Source: RefSeq, a predicted model, not a curated record